AUGGUAACCUUGAAUGAGGUUUGGCACGUUCCCGGAGCAAGGGCGAACUUGUUGGCGAUGUGGAAAGCAAAUGACGCGGGAGCAAGGGUUUGCUUUGAGAGAGGAGUAGCCCGGUUCGAGAAGGGAGUUGUAGUCCGCAUGGAGGCCGUGCAACGCGACGCGUUGUGGGAGAUUGCAACGGUGAAAAAGGGAAGAGCGUUCUUGGCGGUCAAAAGGCCGGCCAACGUGGGUGGGAGGACUGGAGAGGCGGCAAGGAAGCCGCCCGUAGUUGCGGAGAGAAAGCGGGUGGAGGUGAAGCCGGUCAAGUUCAUUGAGGUUGACCUUGAGUUGGACGAUGAGUCGGACGAUGGGUUGAAACAGACCCAAUCGGUGGAUGUGAGCGUCGGGGAAUCGGAGGCCCCCACGAAAAUGGUGACGGAGGUGCGCGGCGCAACGAAAGCCGUGGAAGCGCGUGUAGCGGAGGCCGUGGGAGCAACCGUAGCAAAAGUCGUGGGAGCACACAUGGUUGGGGAGGUUGUUUUUUUCAUGGAGAGCGUGUUUGCUCGGUUGGAGUUGCAAUCCGAGAAGAAGGUCAAGUCGGUGCAGACGGACCGAAGUGGGGAGUACGUCAACGAGGGUUUGACGGCCCUCCUCGGCAAUGGAGGGACGGUGCAAUGGACCAACGUGGGGGACUCUCCCGAACAAAGCGGUUCAGUGGAGCCUUUGAAUCGGGCGCUCGAGGAAAGGGGGCGGGCUUUGCUAGAAGGCGCCAAGUUGGAUCCGAAGUUGUGGGCGGAAGCGAUAAUUAUUGCUAACUACACGCGGAACCGGGUGCCCUCAAGCGUGCCCGGCAAGACCCCGUGA
Messenger RNA from Klebsormidium nitens, 843 nucleotides. The record is from the annotation of a GenBank genome assembly. NCBI's taxonomy places the organism in Eukaryota, Viridiplantae, Streptophyta, Klebsormidiophyceae, Klebsormidiales, Klebsormidiaceae.